Molecule: messenger RNA, 778 nt
Organism: Thelazia callipaeda (thelaziosis nematode)
Lineage: Eukaryota; Metazoa; Nematoda; Chromadorea; Rhabditida; Thelaziidae
Source: the annotation of a GenBank genome assembly
CAGAAAGGAUGUCAAGUAUACGAAAAAAUGUUUACCUCGUGAGAUCGAUAUUGUACGCAAAUUACAACAUGCAAAUAUCAUCAAAGUUCAUGAAUUUAUUUUGAGUCAAUUUUAUUGGUUAUCGGCGCGUCGUAUCAUUUUUCUUCCUGAGUACCCAUUCGUUUGCAUUGUUCAAGAUUAUACUGACAAAGGUGACUUGUUGCGCAAAAUAAGACGCUUGAAAAAAGUUAAUGAAAGAGAAGGAAAGCUUCAUUUCCGACAACUCCUUGAAGCUAUGAAGUAUUUGAAAAUGAUGGAAGUAGUUCAUCGUGAUAUCAAGUGUGAAAAUAUAUUAUUGGAUUCAUGUGAAAAUAUUAAGAUCACCGAUUUUGGAUUUGCCCGUUUAUUAAAAAUAGGUGAAAAGUCAAGGACAUUUUGCGGCUCUCGUGCAUAUUUGGCUCCCGAAAUUAUUCGCGCGCAGCCAUACGAUGGAUUUGUGUCAGAUAUGUGGAGUGCAGGAAUUGUACUGUAUGUAAUGACCACAGGAAUGAUGCCUUACGAUGACAAAAACGUAAAAAAAAUGCUGGAACGUCAGUUGCAGCGCAGAAUAGCAUAUCCACGAUCAAUUGUAAUCAGCGCUGAGGUUAGACGGUUGAUAUUUGAUAUACUGAAUCCAAUACCUGGAAAAAGACCAACAAUAGAUGAAGUGAUACGUUCCAAAUGGCUCGCCGGUGUCCCAUAUCGUAUAUUUCUUCAGGCUAUCAGUGAUUCUAUAAUUGAUUCUGAACAAGUUACGUAA